Molecule: messenger RNA, 1551 nt
Organism: Phyllopteryx taeniolatus (common seadragon)
Lineage: Eukaryota; Metazoa; Chordata; Actinopteri; Syngnathiformes; Syngnathidae
Gene: svip
Product: small VCP interacting protein
Exons: 4
Coding region: 435-680 (81 amino acids)
Biological process (GO): positive regulation of autophagy; negative regulation of VCP-NPL4-UFD1 AAA ATPase complex assembly; negative regulation of retrograde protein transport, ER to cytosol
Cellular component (GO): endoplasmic reticulum membrane
Source: RefSeq, a predicted model, not a curated record
AACCAAUGGGUAAUAUGUACAGUAUAUCUAUAUCUAUAGGUUAAAAACGGUUACCGAAGCUAACUACGAAGUCUAACAUUUGCGUUCAAAGGCUACUUUCCAAAUGCAGAGGCGUCUAAAUACGAGGUUGUAUAGUAUUAUGUAUUGUCCGGGUUGUAUAGUAUACGUCACUGUCGCGGCUGUGCUUCGUAGCUUUAGCUUCAAUGCUAAUGUUGGCCGAAGCUAACGUCGACGUCAUGCCCCAGCACGGAGCCUCAGCAGCCGUUAAGAGUACAAGCUGCCUCUUACUUUUCUUUUGACCACCGCCGGCCCACACAGCUGAAAGAGUUGUCCAGUUAGUAGGGCAGUAGUUAGUUGGUAGUUUUAGCAGCAACACAAAGUAGAUAGAAUCCGAAAACUUACUCUCAACGUUGCCUUUUGCUUGGAAGUACAGAAUGGGGAUGUGCUUACCGUGCUUUGGUGGGUCAGUCGACGACGCUGUUGACACUCCAGAUCCAGAGACGAGGAGGCAACAGUUGGCUGAGGCUGCAGAAAAAAGACAAAAAGAGACAGCACACCGGGGUGUCAAAAACCCAGAAGCGGUUGAAAGGAAAAGAAAAAAGCAAGAAGAGAUUGAGAAACAGAAGAUGAGUACAUCUGUUUCUGGCAGCGGUGGUGGGUUGAAGUGGCAGGUGGGCUGAAGUGAUAAGGCUCAAAAGGUCCAAAAACCACAGAGGGAUCACUGCGAGAUGUUUUGAACAGCUGUCCACAUCUGUAUUUAUGGGUUUUAUUUUCGCAAUAGUUUGAGACAAACGGCUCACAGUGCUUAAUGCUGAUCUGUGAGAUGUGAUUGGGGCAGGAAUACCCAGAGCUGCAGCCUUGUUGCCAAACCAACUAGACAAGUGGGUCAUAUUAGCAAAAACUGGUCAACAUGAAAGUUUCAUCAAAACAAUAACAAAAGGAUCAAUAUUCACAAUAUACAAUAUUAAGGGUCCAAUUUUAUAUGACAUUUCCAAGCAUGAUUAUACAAACUUCACACAGUUUUGGACUGCUUUAUUCAUGUUAGGCUACUCUGUGAAGUGCAAGGUUAAAGCAGUAUUUGCACAAUGUUUUCACAAAAAGCAUCAUCACAGACUUUCAAAUGUUGCAUCAGGGGUGUGAAUAAACAUAACCAACUCUUUCAAGACGUAUAACAUGUUCAAGGUCCAGUUGCAUCAUUUCUGAUGAAAUUAACACUACUUUUGUUAAUCUUAUUGUGAGCACAAUCUCACUUUGCUGCAGUGAAUUUCACAUAUACAAGCUACAUGUAUAACCUGCUGAAUUUGUGAACGGCGUUGCCAUAUGUAAGCUUUUCUUUCAAGCACAGUUGUAUGUGUGUGUACACUUGAAUUAUCAGCAAACCGUAGUGUGAUUAGAAUGUACUGAAGAAGUGAAGGACUAAUAGUUAAGAUAUUUAACUAACUUGCAUUUUUCACUGCUUUGACUUGAUCUGUAAACACUUUCGGCAUUUGGUCGCAAAGGAAUGGAUAAUCAAGCCAAUGUAAUUUGCUACAAUAAAAAACAUUUCUGAAA